AAGCCCAGACUCCGAUCAGUGUCUAAGCCAGUAGUUUGCAAUACAGCAUCCAGUUGGUUAAAGUCCGCAAUUGAAAAAGUCUAGCCCAAUUUGCGUAUCUACAUCCGAAACCAGCACUAUCUGUUGCCAUCUACAAACCCCGUUAGGAAGGCAAACUUGACUGCCGAUUGAAACCACCAAAUUGCCUGUGUGAAUAUCACCGGGAAACAUCCAACAUCCGUGCUUCUUCAAAUCAAUCCUCGCCCGCAUGAACAACCCAUCCAUUAACUUUCACGUACAGGCCCACCAAACCGACUUUCGAAUUCCCACGGAACUUAUUAAGAAGAACUUCAAAUCGAUCCAAAAGCUCAUCGAGAAGCAGAAGAAACAAGUUUACGAAGAUGUUGCUAAGAUCAAGAAAAACCCGAAGUUGCCGGCAACUAUCAAGUUGGAGAUGAUCCGCAAGUUGAUCAGGGGAUUUGACCAAUACUCCAAGAAGUUGGCCCAAGCCAUAGAAAAGGAUCGAGAGUACAGAUCGCGGCUUCUGGCCAGAAUCGAUAAUUUAAAAGUCCUCGAAGAAUGCUGUCUAGCGGAAGCAACCGCGAUUCUGAGCGAGGCCAAAGAAGAGGAGCAACUAAACGGAGAAGGCAAGACGGAUGACCUGGUUGAUCCAAAACCCACCGAAGAGAUACUACCUUCCAAUGACAAAUUCUUGGAUCUUCACAAUCCAAAGUUGAUCAACUGGUACCGCGAUCAAACUAAUUUGCUUAUUGUGGACUACCUCAUCAAAUCGAAUAUCAAGAAGGAUCGCAACAUAGGAAUCUCCCUUCUUAAGAACUUCGCCAAAACCGAUCCGAAGUUCUUGAAACUUAUUGACUACGAUCUUUUUGAGAACUUCAAUAAAGUGUUUGUUUCAAUAAUUGUUGACCAUGACUUGACGCAAAUUAUCAGUUGGUUUAAUGAGAAUAGGGCUGUGCUAAAGAAGUCUGGAUCCAACUUGGAGUUUGAGAUUAAUUACUGUAAAUUUUUGUCGUUAAUCGAGAAGGGGGACAUAAACGAGGCCAUUAACUUUUCCAAGCUUAACUUAUCACCAUACGGAAAUAAAGAAAACUACGUCGAUAAUGAAGUCAAAAACCACGAACUUAACUGGAAUAGAUUGAAGGAAAUCGGAGGUCUUUUGGUUUAUAUGGCGAUCAAGAACACUUCCAACUCUACAACCACUGCAUCUACUUUUUCAUCAUCUUUAAUAAUUAAUUCCUCAAGAUUCAAAGAGUAUGAGAAGUUACUCUCGGAUGAGAGAUGGGAAAACUUAUCCCAAAGUUUUCUUACUAAUUUCAUCAAGUUGUACGCUAUUUCACAGAAUUAUCCAUUGUUCAUUUACUUAUCGAUAGGUUUAUCGAGUUUAAAAACCAAAUCUUGUUACAGAAAUACCGAGAAUACAAUAUUCAGAUGUGGUCACGAGGUCCAGGAUUUGCAGAAUAUAAAUACAAAGGACAAGAAGUUUCGUAGUCCGGAAUACUACUAUAAGAUUCUUAACAAGAAUAAUAAUUGUCCAGUUUGUUCGCCAGAAUUAUUUGAGAUUAGUCAGAAUUUACCUCAUGCCCAGUUGAUCACCAAUAUAUUCAACAACCCAUUCAAAUUGCCUAAUGGUAAUAUCUACCCAUUUGACAAGUUGCUCAUUCCUAGCGAAAAGUACUUGUCAGAAAAGAACACGCUAUUGAGAAUGGGCAAGGUGAAGGAUCCAUUGACUUCGGAGAUUUUCAUGAUUGAUAACUGCGUCAGGGUGUAUCCUGCUUGAACAAGCAAGACCUUCAAUAUAUAGAGUUAUUUGUUGUGGAGCUGCAGCGUAACGGUUCAACAUAAUAUUCAAUGCCACUAAUGAUUAACAUUAUAUUACGAUUAACAAUAUAUCAUGAUCUAUUCCAUCAGUAAAUAAUACCUAGUCUGAAUCAUCGUCCGUAUCCUUUUUCUUUCCUUUUUCCCUUGGUUCCAACUUUUCGAACACGUAUACUCUAGCAUCCCUCUCACUGGCAGGCUUGGUUGUAUCUCUGGUACUAUUGGUUCUUCUGUGAUGGUAUUCAGGGAACAUUCCCCAGUCGAAUUUUCCCGAUCUCUGUACUCUGUAUCCUACUCCCCUGCCUAGAAUUUUGAUAUUCCAUGAGUUGUAAGGCUCACCUUCAAAUAAUGUCAACACAAUCUUACUGUGGGCAGGCUCCUCA
Suhomyces tanzawaensis NRRL Y-17324 is the source of this 2198-nucleotide messenger RNA. Its product is annotated as glucose-induced degradation complex subunit. The coding region runs from base 248 to 1777 and encodes 509 amino acids. The record is from RefSeq and is a predicted model, not a curated record. Gene Ontology annotation, cellular component: GID complex; cytoplasm; nucleus. Gene Ontology annotation, biological process: proteasome-mediated ubiquitin-dependent protein catabolic process. Lineage: Eukaryota; Fungi; Ascomycota; Pichiomycetes; Serinales; Debaryomycetaceae. Gene Ontology annotation, molecular function: ubiquitin protein ligase activity. The transcript has a single exon.